Phyllotreta striolata is the source of this 1812-nucleotide messenger RNA. Lineage: Eukaryota; Metazoa; Arthropoda; Insecta; Coleoptera; Chrysomelidae. The record is from the annotation of a GenBank genome assembly.
UGUGGUGGUUAGUUGCAUAAAUUGUCAUGGUUAAUAAUUCUCCUCCCUCGAAGUAAGCCGAAAAUGAACAGGGGCUGCUGGAAAACAGACGUUAACGACGAAGCUCGUCUAUCGAAAUCCGACCGACACCACGACUUCUCUAAAACAUUGUACACCGAGCUCUAUUCCUCGAAAGAUACCGGCUCUAAAGCUGUGUACAUAGACUUUGAUGUAGACGAAAACGAUGAAACCAAUACGGAGUAUUCGAAAUGGUCCGAUCUGCCGGAUUUGCUCCUGGAAAAAAUAUUCGCUUAUCUGGGAAUCAGGGAGAGAUAUUAUGCCAGUUUAGUUUGCAAAAAUUGGUAUACAGCUUUCCACCUGCCCUACGUGUGGAACCGUUUUAUUUUGGAAGAUAACACGUUGACUAGAAGUAGAUUUAACUACUACAGCGGUUGGCAGUACGUUUUGGAUCAUGUGCGAUGCCAAAGUUGCCUCUCAGUGUACGGAAAACACUUCAAACAUUUAACCAUAAGACCAAUGCUUAACUUUUAUAAUCUCUACGAAUUUAUGAACAUGGUGUCCUGGUACAUCGAGCAAAAAGAAACCAAAGAAAACGUUGAGCUAGGAAUAGCCAGUAAUAUUAGAUUUUUUAAGUUUACUUUUCCUUGUAACAUGACUACUAGGGACGAUUCGGAGCGCAUUCGAUUAUUCGGAACAGGUGGCAAGUUACUACAAUCUAUUAAAAGACUGAUGGGUAACUUGAAGAAAUUGGAAAACUUGCAGUUAAUAGACCUGAUGCUGGACCCCAAAGAAGCUCAAUAUUUACUAGACGAAGUCUGCGAAUCACAAUACAUGACUCUAAAGUACCUCUAUCUAAUAAACACCACUAAAGUGCAAUACGAGUUACUCCACGUCGGGGUAUUUUUAAAUCUAAGGGAAUUGCAUAUAAGUCCGCAGAAUUUAGGCGACGAUUUAGUCGAGCUCAUCGGCAACACGAAGCUAAAACACCUGCACAUAGUUCAAAAUCGGUACACCUCCAACGAUUUCGUCAUAUGCCCCGUAGGGCGAUGGGUGUGGAAAACCUGCCGCAAGAGCAAUCCAGGCUUGAACGUCCAUCUUCAGCUGGAAAGCGUCAAAGUGAAGCCGCUGAUAUGGCAACCGAGCGCUCCAGUCAGAACCAUUCUCUACGAUUCCCCGCACAUUGGGUUGCGUACCGAUUCAAUAGUAACCGCUAUCGAUUUCUACAAGAACGAUUUGCGUAUUUACGGCCACCUAAACGUUCCAAAAUUCCACAUGCCGAAGUCCUUCCGGGAUCGAAUGGACGAAAGCCUCGUCAUGCUUGUGAGACAAUGCACCUAUUUAUCGACACUAGUGAUUACCGAAAAAAUUUCAACCGCAACAGUCCUACUGAUAGCCUAUUACGGCAAGAAUCUGCAGAGGUUGCUGGUGAGAGGUAACGCGGUGAUCAUCAAGAACGAUUGGCAGAAGAAUCCGGAGUGGACGGAAGAGUUUUACUCGUGGUUGAAAUCCGGCAGCAGAUCGUACGAGACGGUGGAGACGGAGGUGUCGCAGAUAUUAGGCAAGAAGUGGAGGUUUCUCACGGAUAAGGCGUUCAAGACGUUGGAAGUCGAUUUGCACGAUUUUUGAAGGAGGAACGGGGCAACGAACAGUAUGAUAUCGUUCGGGUAAUAGGCGUUUAAGUUUAGAUAGUUUAUCUUGUUUGUAAGAGAUGUUUUCUACAUAAAUAUGUAUUUUUUUUAAUAGAUUUGUUGUUACGGAAAGAUGAGUCGAUAGAUUGAUUUUUUUCUCUUUUAGUUACUCCUUAUAAAGUUG